AUGUAUUUCCGAACCUCGGACUCAACUGUUCGAGACUUGUAUUCUCACCGAAUAACCUUGACCUUUCCAGGCUAUGUUGUCCCCUGGACGGUGGUAGGCCUGGUGCUCAACUACUACCCAGUGGUCAGCUUCGGCAACUGCGUCUUCAACGGUCUGAUCAUCGUUGUGGGCUACGUGGCCUCGCUGCAAACAUUGAUGGUCAUCUCCGUUAACAGAUACCUGAACAUCUGCCACACCGACCUGUAUAACACUAUCUUCUCCCGGUCUUUCCUGGCUUCGAUCCUGUACUGCUCCCUCAUCUGGGUCUUCGCCUUUCUCUCCGUGUUACCGCCCCUCCUCGGCUGGGGUGAGUUCCACUUCGACAAAAAAACUCACUACUGUGGCUACGACCGGACGGAUAGUUUCUCCUAUACGCUCUUCUUGCUACUCAGCUCUAUCGGAGUACCCGUCAUCAUCGUGUUCUACUGCAACUUUGCUAUCUGGCGUUUCAUCCGCCAAGCCUCGCAUCGAAUUUACGGGUUCAAAGCGCAUGCGCGAAGGAAGACCAAGCUGAUCACACCGGACGAACUAAACCUCAUCAAGUCCCUGUUCGUCAUCUUCAUCUGUUUCGCCGUGCUCAUGUCCCCCUACAUGCUGACGACCCUGUUCGACACAGGUGACCAGUGGUCAGCCGUGGUCCACCUGACCUGUUCCUACACGUCCUUCACCAACUCCUGCAUCAACUGGCUCGUCUAUGGCCUCAUGAACAAGAACUUCAAGCGGGCCUACAAGAAGCUGUUUUGUCUCAGGUCGAAGCCGGCUCGUGUUGGUGUUUCGUCUGUCUCUUAA
Messenger RNA from Physella acuta, 828 nucleotides. Its product is annotated as melatonin receptor type 1A-like. Gene Ontology annotation, cellular component: membrane. The record is from RefSeq and is a predicted model, not a curated record. Lineage: Eukaryota; Metazoa; Mollusca; Gastropoda; Physidae. Gene Ontology annotation, molecular function: G protein-coupled receptor activity. Gene Ontology annotation, biological process: G protein-coupled receptor signaling pathway.